Harpia harpyja (harpy eagle) is the source of this 750-nucleotide messenger RNA. It is a transcript of the gene DAPL1, whose product is annotated as death associated protein like 1. Gene Ontology annotation, biological process: apoptotic signaling pathway; cellular response to amino acid starvation; negative regulation of autophagy. The record is from RefSeq and is a predicted model, not a curated record. The transcript is spliced from 4 exons. NCBI's taxonomy places the organism in Eukaryota, Metazoa, Chordata, Aves, Accipitriformes, Accipitridae. Gene Ontology annotation, molecular function: death domain binding. Bases 339 to 596 code for a protein of 85 amino acids.
UGGGCGCCGAGCGGUCGGGGCCGCCCCGUCGCCUUCUCCCGUCGCCGCCGGGUUGGCGGGGCCCGGAGCCGGACCUUCUGCGGGAGGAUCGCUUCUGAAGCGUCCGUGUAAGCUCAGCUGGCCCUGGGGCAGGCGUGGAAGCUAGUCUGCUGUGCUCAGCCUUGUCCGCUUCAUCCAGGGAUCCCGCACCUCCAUGUUUGAUGCUAUACCGGUUCCAUUAAACUUAAACCUGAACUGCUUGACGUUGGAUCUGGUAGAGCAGGGCGGCAUGAAGUUCGGCUGCUUUCUUAAUCAGGAAUGCGUUAUCAAGUAAUAGGGAGAGAAUUAAAGCUGGAGGUAUGAGAGUGUCUAAAAAGCAAGAAAAUGGACCUGUUGACAAAAAGGCUAAACCUCCAGGAAAAGAAAAAACGAGUGCUAUUGCCAGUUUUUCAGAGACUCAGAACAUGGGUGUAUUGCUAGCAGAAGUGCUGAGCAAAAUGAGCCACAAAAUUCAUGCAGCAGCAUUGCAAGUGGCUCACCAAAAGCCACAGCCUGCCUUGGAGAAGCUCAUACUGCCUAAAAGAAUUUACAUUAUUCAACAGCCACGGAAAUGUUAAGAUACUCAUUAAAAUACUCAUGUUUACUUAAAAGUGAGUUGCUGUUCUAAAUAGCCCUUAGCACACUGUAGUAAAUGAUCAAAAGCUGUGUGCCUUGUAUCUUCCUGUAUUUCUGUUACUGACAAUAAAAUACUUUAUAAGAAGAGUUACUAAA